UUUUUUUUAAUUAUAUCUGACACAGAAGUGCACGCCUUUAGUUACUGCCUCACUAUAAAAGUUGGAUGCUUCGUUCUCGAUCGGCACAUAAAGCGAACAAGGAUCAAGUUUCAUCAUGGUGCAGAGUGUAGCGAUCAUCGGGGCCGGGCCCUGUGGUCUGGCGUGUAUAAAGGCUUGUCUGGACGAGGGACUGGUGCCAACCUGCUUUGAAAGCAGCGAUGACUUGGGAGGAUUGUGGAAAUUUAAGGAAGUGUCAGAACCAGACCGAGCCAGUAUCUAUCGCUCCCUCACCAUCAACAUUUCCAAAGAGAUGAUGUGCUACAGUGACUUCCCCAUCCCUGCUGAUUACCCCAACUACAUGCACCACUCUAAAAUCCUGAAAUACUUCAGGAUGUACGCUGAACACUUCAAACUGCUGAAACACAUCCACUACCAGACCAUGGUUAAGAGUGUCAGACAGAGACCAGACUUUUCCCGCAGUGGUCAGUGGGACGUGGUGACUGAGAACAAAGAUGGACAGAUGGAGCGUCAUGUGUUUGAUGCAGUUAUCAGCUGCACCGGUCACUACACAUAUCCCAACCUGCCACUCAAAGAUUUCCCAGGAAUUGAGACGUUUGAGGGAAAAUACUUCCACAGCUGGGACUACAAGGGAGCAGAAGAAAUGCAUGGGAAGAGAGUGGUGGUCAUUGGCAUCGGUAACUCUGGAGGCGACAUUGCUGUGGAGGGCAGCAGAGUCGCUGAGCAGGUGUACAUGAGCACUCGCCGCGGUGCUUGGGUCAUCCGUCAGGUCUCUGACAACGGCCUGCCGGUGGACGUCAAGUACAACACACGUUUUGUCCACAUCUUGUUCCAGCUGCUGCCAAUCAACGUCCUCAACUGGAUUGGCGAGAAUAAACUCAACGCCAUGUACGACCACACCAUGUACGCUCUCAAGCCCACACACAGGCUCUUCAGUCAGAUCCCAGUGAUCAAUGACGACCUGCCUCUCAAGAUUCUGUCUGGAGCAGUUAUUAUCAAACCAAAUGUGAAGGAGAUUCGUGGCUCCACUGUGGUGUUUACAGAUGGCAGUUUUGUAGAAAAGGUGGAUACGAUUGUGUUCGCCACAGGAUACAACUAUGAUUUUCCCUGCUUGCCAAGCGAUGCCUUGUACAAGUCAGGGCACCGUGUGGGUCUGUACAAGCACGUGUUUCCCCCUAACUUGGAGCAUACGACUCUGGCUAUUGUGGGUUUCAUCCAUGCCCUUGGAGCCAUUAUGCCACAGGGUGAAAUGCAAAGCCGCUGGGUGACUCGCGUCUUUAAAGGAAAGUGUAAGCUGCCCUCAAACCAGGCCAUGAUCAAGGCUGUUGAGAAGGACACCAAGGACAUUGAGAAGAACUACAUUGUGUCAAAGCUGACUCCACUGCAGGUGGACUUUGUUUCCUACAUGGACGACAUAGCUGGAGAGGUUGGAGUGCGACCAAGUCUCCUCUGGCUCCUGUUCACUGACUACCCACUGUUUAAGAGGGUUUUGUGGGGACCUGUCACAGCCUACCAGUACCGCCUGAUGGGGCCCGGGAAAUGGGACGGAGCCCGCAGAGCAAUCUUCACACAGUUCGACCGCGUGUACCAGGCCCUAAAAACCAGAAAGGUGCAGGAGAAAGAGCCCUCCACUGCUGGACGCCUGUUGAAGACGAGCCUGAUCCUGAUGACCGGAGGAGCUGCCGCCUACUACGUCCACCUGCACCACCCGACUGCCAUGGAGACCCUGCUGAGCAAGAUUCGUCCUCAAACAGUCUAGACAGAAAUGCUGAGACACAGAGAGGACAUAUUAUACUUUUCAUUUUUGUAUUUCUGCAAAUGAACAUGGAGACAAUAUCUGAGCUGUUGAUUUAAGCCUUUUAUGGGUUAAACCUUGUAUUUUUAGAUUACUCAAAUGCAACAGUAACUUCCACCAGUAGUUAAAAUAACCACUUGUUACAGCAAAGGUUUGCAGAAGGUCAUUUAUAAACGCACAGAUCCUAAAAACCUCAAAGCAGAAGUCCACACCAGGUGACACUCCUUCCACUUAGUUAGGCGUUGUGUUUGUACCUAAUAAAGUGGAAUGUGUGUACAUUUCAAAAGUUGAACAAAGCUCCAAAAUUUUCUGUUUUAAUGUUUAAUGUUUGAGGUCAACGUUGCCAUUUUGCAUCAGUACUGAAUGUGGCACCAGACUUUGUCAUAAACUUAAUGUUUUCCUCUGUUAUUGACUUAUAUUAUAAUAUAAUUAUAAUUAUCAUUUUUUAUAAUAAUUAUAAUUUUUAUAAUUUAUCUUUAUUAAUCCCCACAUGAUCAAAUAACCAAAUACAAAUAUACCAUACAGCAUGCAUAGACUCCUAUGUUUGGAAAUAGCUGUUGAUCAAUGACAACACUGAUGUGACAGAUUUUAUCUGGACCAGACUAAAAGUGGCAUGAAACAGCAAAUGUGGGCCAAAUAUUCUUUAAACAAGCAUGAUAAUUUUUUGAGGGGGCAAAUAUGUGGUGCUCUU
This is a messenger RNA of Solea solea (common sole), 2504 nucleotides long. Its product is annotated as flavin-containing monooxygenase 5-like. Bases 116 to 1777 code for a protein of 553 amino acids. The transcript is spliced from 11 exons. NCBI's taxonomy places the organism in Eukaryota, Metazoa, Chordata, Actinopteri, Pleuronectiformes, Soleidae. Gene Ontology annotation, molecular function: N,N-dimethylaniline monooxygenase activity; flavin adenine dinucleotide binding; NADP binding. The record is from RefSeq and is a predicted model, not a curated record.